Lytechinus pictus (painted urchin) is the source of this 5823-nucleotide messenger RNA. RefSeq lists its product as uncharacterized. Gene Ontology annotation, molecular function: calcium ion binding. The transcript has 10 exons. The record is from RefSeq and is a predicted model, not a curated record. NCBI's taxonomy places the organism in Eukaryota, Metazoa, Echinodermata, Echinoidea, Temnopleuroida, Toxopneustidae. The coding region runs from base 725 to 3103 and encodes 792 amino acids. Gene Ontology annotation, biological process: lipid metabolic process.
AUUGUGUACGAUUUUGAAAUGGGGUUACUAUACAUGUCAUUCGCGUGGUUACGGACAAGGCCGACUUAGACAUGUUAGAUGAAGGUAAACAGGAAAGAUAUUCCUUCGAAUAGUUCUCUUCAGCAAUAUCAGACUGGAAUUGGAAGGGGUUUGCUUCAGCAAGAGGAAGUUAACUUCUAGAAGCAGACUUCAAGAACAGCAUUACAGUAUAAAUGUCAACGGAAUCAGAUCUAAUCUAGAUCACUUCAAAAAGUAGGUAAACAGAAUUUUGUCAGCGACAGAAUCGUUCAACUUAUUGUGACAUCUGCCAGAACCUUGGUAGAAUGGACCAGGAAAUCAUGGGGAAGAAAUAAGUGCCAGUGGAUUGUGAGGGGGACUCUCUCUGGACUAUGCUAUAGGUGAAUCGAGAUUGUGGCCUACGGUAACGCCUCAAGAAUAUCCAGCAGGACAGAACUUGGAUGUCACAGAAGGAAAAUAUGAUGUAAUAAAUAUAAGCUGAGAUACAUAUUUAGUUCAGAUCAAUGAAGAGGACGAAUCUCACAGGAAUUGCCUUUACUGUAAACAUAUUAGGAAAUUUAAAGCAGAAUUGAGGAAGAUGAGGAAUAGGAAAGGAAAUAUCAUUGUUAGACAUCGUCACAUCAGGCAUACUCACCAAGGUUAGAGACGAUCAGGAUGCAGUAAAAUUACCGAUGUGGACAUUUUUUGUUGAUGAGUGACUAGAAACAUGGGAUCAAAGGGAUCAAAGAUAGCUUCAUCUCCGAAGCCAAAGGGUGAAGAAGAAGAGGAGGUAAGUUCCAGUGGUGCCAGCAACAUCAACACCAGGAGGCGCAAGAAGGACCGUCAUGGAGAAGCAUCCUCCAGAUCUCCGAAGUCGAACCGCAAGAAACACAAGCGGAAGAUCACUCUGAACCCUCUGUCCUACCACAGCCAUAGUGUCUUCAGUUCGAUGGAAAUCGACAAAACACUCCGGAAAAGUUCGGUGGACGUCAGGAACAAGCUGACGGACUCGAUGAAGUCGAUCAGAUCGGACGCGUCGGUCUCGGACGCCUCGUGGUACACGGACAACAGUUCCGUGGAACUCAUUGACCAUGAAGUCUUCGAGUACCCAUUUGAGAACUUGAUCUUCGAAGGCGGAGGAAACAAGGGUUUGGCGUAUGCUGGUGCUAUCCGGGAGCUUGAAAGAGUUGGAAUAUGGAAGAACAUCAAACGACUCGGAGGGGCAAGUGCGGGGGCAAUGACUGCGGCCCUCAUGGCGAUCGGAUACAACUCUUAUGAACUGAAAGAAUUUCUGAGCAUGAACCUCCAGGGAUAUUUCCUAGAUGCAAGGUGCGCCACGUGUAGUCUUCUUCCAAACCUCCUGAGGCAUUUUGGGUGGCAUCCUGCGCGUCGUCUCUUCGAGUGGUUCGGAGAUAGACUAGAGGAGCAGACUGGUGAUGCCGAUGUAACCUUUAAACAGCUGUACGACCGAUUGGGCAAAGAGCUGUGUAUCGUGGUCACCAAUCUGAAUCACAUGGAUGCCGAGUAUUGUCACGUGAAGACUACGCCAAAUAUGCCGAUAAGGAUCGCAGUGCGCAUGUCUCUUGCAAUCCCAGGUUUGUUUGGUGCAGUGAGGUGUGAAAAACAAGGGAGUCAUGAUUACUAUGUAGACGGGGGUGUCCUCUGCAACUAUCCUUUACAUUGCUAUGACGGUUGGUGGCUUUCGAUGAAACCUCAAGACAGUAUGCUGAGAAGACUUCAGCCACUUGAAGACAUCGGUAAACUAUGGGACAAGAAGGAACGAUUUGGAACCAUUAACCCGAAAACAAUCGGACUCUACCUCUACAGCAGCGAUGAACAGGAUGUUAUGGUUUCAAAGCUACAAAGGAGGAAAAUGCACAAUGUAAAACGACCUGACACAAAACUUUCCAAGAAGAGGGAAGGAAUCAGAGAGGUGAAAGACGCGGCCGUGCGCGAGCACGCUAUCAUUACCCAGGCGUUGUCGAGUUUUCUUAGACUCCUUGCCGAAAGCGACGUCGACGAGAGCGGCUCGAUCACGAGAAAAGAACUCCAGCAGGCAUUUUCCAAGAAGGUGGAUUACUUUACGGACGGGCACCGUCGAACUCUUUUCGGGGACAACUGCCAAGUCGAUGAUAUUUUCGACUAUUUGAACCACGAAAAGGAUGAUGAGAUAACCUACCAGGAAUUACAAGACUUCGCUGAGAAACGGGGCGUGGCCAUCCAAUCCAGUUUCGAGGGAUACGGGAGAAAAGAGAUCAAGUCAUUUGGUCAGUUCCUCGGAGCUCUUUCCGACACCCUACUCGUUAAUGUCAAAAGAAUUUUUACCACGGACGAGGACAUCGGCCGAACGAUUGGUAUCGAUACCGUCUAUGUUGGUACCACUGAUUUUGAACUGGAAGAGGGCGACAUACAAUUUUUGUUUGAGCAAGGAGAGCGAGCAGUUCGAUCUUACCUCCGCCAUCAUGUGAGACUCCACGACCCACCUCUGAAGAAAGAACUGCGAGGCGGAAGUACAACAGAGAGCACAUUACCCUAUAGAGAACCCAAGCAACAGUUUCACGCAGAUCCAGAGCGAGCAAGGGACUCCAAACAAGGGUCUGCCGUUCUUUCCCGCACUAACUUACACGCGCAUAACCUAAGCGUGAAUGCAACAUCGCAAGAUACAUUGGAUAGGUCGGGCCCGUUGCCGAGUCGCCUGGACAGUGGACCGCCGAUACUUAUCUCGGAACCGAUGGAAGAAGUGCCUCGUAGCCGCACCCGGUUGCCGCCACUCGAAGGCACUAGUCACAGAAGUCCCUCACCAACAAGGUUCGAUGUUAUCCCCAUGGGCUCUCGCAGUUCGCUUCGUCUUGGGAACUCUCCGAGUUCAUCUCCAAAGUUGCUUCAUGGUGACAACUGCCCGAGUACAUCUCCAAGGAGUAUGUCUCCGGGCUUGUUUCAUGGCGGGAACACUCCGACGAGAUCUCCGAGAUUGAUUCAUGAUGGAUAUUCUCCAAAUACAUCUCCUCGAUCAAGGUCUGACGGGGAAAAGCUUGUACGUGCGAAGAGAGGGAAAAGGUCAGCAAAGGACUUGUCAAACAGUGCAUUUGAUCAGAACGAUUCUUGAGAAAGGGCAUUAUUAUGAUUUUUCUUUUAAUACAGAACAAAAAACUCUAUUUUAAUGCAGGUUCUGAGCGUCUUUCAAUCAAAUCAGAUCAACCGAUCAUGGCUGUUGAGUUUCGAUUUGGUGUUAACUUUAGUUUUGUCAGAGUAGGAAAUUUGAUUUUGAUUUUCGCAAGAGUGGGGGACAUCACAUUAUGCAAAAUAGCGCUUAUAUAUAUCUGUCUAAGUGUGGAAAUUUUUUUUUUGUAUUUUCCCUGCAAAUGCACUAAUAAAUGUAAUUCAAAAGACACACAGUCUCUUAGAUUUCAAAUCUAACAAAAGUGAAUUUGGUCUUUUUUGGAAAUAUUUAUAUGUAUCCUCCCCCCCCCCCCCAUUGACUAAACUCUGGCUAGUUAUCAGGCAAAAGGCUACAUUUAGAUGCACAUUUGAAUACAGAAACCUACAUGUGUUGUAGUAUGUUAGUUAUUUACUUAUAGUACAAUUUGUUUCAAUUAUUGAUUAUGCAUUUCUUAUUUUUUGCACAUAGGAAAACUAUAUGUAAGUCAUCAAUUUAUUUGCCUAAUUGCCUUCCACAUUUAUUUUUGCAAUAAAAGUGAAUUACGCAAUUGCAAUGAUGGAAAAUUCAUCAUUAUGUUAGUUGUUUAACAAUUAGAAACAUUUGGAAUUUAUUUCAUAGUUUUACUUUAUAGCUGCACAUGUUAGCCAACUAGGUAUAGGCAAAUGAACUGGUGCUUGACAAGAAACUUACCACUGUAAUAAAGAAGAAAUACUGGAGCAAAGUGUUAAGUUAACCAACCAAUCAAAUAUAUUUAUUAAUUUUUGCACAUCAUCAUGUGCUAAUUAUUGCUUUACAUAACUACAAAUGUGAUCACAUUUUCACUGUUGGCAUUGAUAAGAAAUACUUUGACAUAACAUCAAGUCAGUGUGACAUUUCAAAAGUGGAAUGUGUUAACUCGUUAAGUCCAAUUCACUAUUUGGAAGGAAUGAUAUUUUGUGACUCCAUAAACUUUUAACCCUGAAGAGACAAAAUAUCCUUUUUUUUCUGAAAAAAGAAAGAAAUUACAAUAGCAGACCUCCUACCCCUUCAUAACACAGAAAUUUAGAUAAUUUUGCUCCAAAGAUAACCUUACCAAAGAUAUAGAUAUAAGUGAAGUGAACUAAGAAAAUCAGUACUUAUUUUGAGAUAAUAAUACAAAUAUGGUAUCUUCAUCACUUUGGCAGUAAUUUUUUUUAUACAUACAAAAAAUAGAUUUCUCAAACAAUACAAUUGUUCCUAAAAUGUUUAACGAAUUUUUAUAAAGAAGUACCGGUAUUUUGGAUGAGAAAAUUGCUCACAAUGUACAUGUAAUGCAUUGUAAAUCAAUAUGGGAAGAAUUUUCCCCCACAAAAUAAAUAAAACAAAAGGGUAUAAAAAUGGGUAAGAUUCACUUGGUCUACAAGUACUUCGUCUAAUUCUGAGACACUCUUAUACUACAUGGGCCAAACCCAAUUAGUCGGCUAAACCCAGUGGCCCGUAUUCUGAACUCGGGUUUAAAUUAAACACUGGUUUAAAGUUGUAGUUUAACUAUGGAAAGCCAGUUGUUACAUAUAUUUCUAACAGUAGAGGUUCAAUCAGCUCAUUUGACUCCCAAAACAUUAACUACCUGGGAAGGAUAAGUAUGACAGUCUUCACCAUUAAAGAAUUAGUAAAGACCACAGUAAACAUAAGAAGCAAUCACUGUAAACAAAAUUUUGAAACGUCUGGCUUCUCAUAAUUUUAGCACAGAGUUAGACAUGGUCUAAGUUAAACCCGACUUAAGAAUACGGGCCAAUUAGUCCAAUACCCACUUAGUCAAUUUGUCUACAUAUUAUUUACCGCUUUAAAAAAUUAAGAUUGGGUACCUUAACAGUUCAUUUAAUCAGAGAGACAAAGUAGUUGUACACCAACACCAAGUGGCAAUUUACCCCAAAAUGUACCAAAAAUGAAAAAAAUAUUUAUGUUACUGGCAUGUGGUCAGAACAAGGAUUAGAGGAAAGCCCUUCUCAACUAAUGCAUAUGCCUGUAAAAUAUGAAGUCAUUAACUUGAUCUGUGCACCUUUUAAAGAUGGGUUAACGUGGUGACAUUUGUAAUUCAGUGAGUGUUGCUUCCUCUUUGUGUAUCUUGUUUUUAAUUCUAUCAUAUUCAAUAACUGUGAUUUUCUUCAUUCUUCUGUGAAUAUUUUAUUCUUAACUUUUAUAUACUUUCAAUACCAUUAUAUUGUGGCUGGUUAUGAGGUGGAACUAAAUUUUAUCAAAAAUUCUCGGUGGAUUUUGACAAAUACAAAUAUUUUUGUAAGAUGUACAAAAUAAUGACAAUCACUUAACAUUGUAAUUUUCCCCCUAUCUUUGCCAAUAGAUGGGGAAAAACCCAACAUUUAGCUCUAGUUAACAAGGAAGAAGUAUUGAAAUACAAUCCCUUUCAGCUAUCAUUAAAACAUUUCACUUAAAUCUGUAUCAGUGCAUACAAAGGCUUGUGAAUGGUACUUCAAAGGCUCAGGGAAAAUUUUGCCGUGUUUUGGAUUAAUUUUAUAUUAACUUUAAACAAAUGAUAUUUGUGAAUUUCCACUGUCAUGUUAACGAUACAAUAUUGCUACCAUAUGUACACAGGCUAAGUGUAUUCCUGAUAAUUCAUUUAUUAACAUUAAACAUACAUUCUUACCAUUUGAUAUAAUAUUGAUGCAAAUAAAUUGUGAACAUGAAAUAUA